Molecule: messenger RNA, 3774 nt
Organism: Lagopus leucura (white-tailed ptarmigan)
Lineage: Eukaryota; Metazoa; Chordata; Aves; Galliformes; Phasianidae
Gene: CDH11
Product: cadherin 11
Exons: 14
Coding region: 586-2964 (792 amino acids)
Biological process (GO): cell morphogenesis; calcium-dependent cell-cell adhesion; multicellular organism development
Cellular component (GO): adherens junction; plasma membrane; catenin complex
Molecular function (GO): cadherin binding; calcium ion binding
Source: RefSeq, a predicted model, not a curated record
CCUCCCUCUCCCCUUUCAUCUCCCCUUUCCCCUCCCUCCCUCUUUCUAAUUCCUGCCACUAGCUCGGAGCCUCAUUCAGCAGCCGCUGAGGGUGGAGUGUAAUAGGCUGAAGAUGCUGCCGCCUCUGCUCGGCGUCUAGUUGUGAAUGGGACUUGCCUCCUCUCCCCCUACUCCGGAGGUGGCCCCGGGAAGCCUCCAGCCCCGCUGGACUCGCAGCCAGAGCUGAAGCACUGGAUAAGUGGCAGCAGAAAGCUUUCAUCUGCAUUGUCUUCAGAGUAUCAUUAAGUGGCGUUUCAAAUGUGUGGAAUAUGCUACAUAAAUUGGCAACAUGAUUCCAGUGGGUGAAAAUGCAGCUUUUCAAUUGAAUGAAAUUAAAGAUGAUUUGGUUGGACCAAAGACUUCCAAACUGGGCUUCAAGAAUUAAGCUGGGAAGCUGCAGAGCAUUAAAGUGAUGCAUUCCAGGUGUGGUGGCAACGUGUGUGCAGAACAUUUUAUCUGAACCUUUUCAGUGGCCCGAAACUUGUUAACUUCCAAGGUGGAAGGGGUAUAUUCUUGGAUACUCCUGUGCCUACAAAAUAACCAAAAAUGAAGGAGGACAAUUGUUUACAUGCCGCUCUUAUCUGCCUGGGCAUGCUCUACUACAGCCAUGCCGUAACUACAGAAAAACUAAACCACGUACGGCCAUCACUUCAUGGUCACCAUGAAAAAGGAAAAGAAGGACAAGUUCUGCAUCGUUCAAAAAGAGGUUGGGUGUGGAAUCAGUUCUUUGUUAUAGAAGAGUACACAGGACCAGAUCCUGUACUAGUGGGAAGGCUCCAUUCAGAUAUUGAUUCUGGAGAUGGAAACAUUAAAUACAUUCUCUCAGGUGAAGGAGCAGGAAUCAUUUUUGUUAUUGAUGACAAAUCAGGGAACAUCCAUGCAACAAAGACACUGGACCGAGAAGAGAGAGCUCAGUACACUCUCACGGCACAGGCUGUAGACAGGAACACUAACAGACCUUUGGAACCACCCUCUGAAUUCAUUGUUAAAGUCCAGGAUAUCAAUGACAACCCCCCUGAAUUCCUUCAUGAAAACUACCAUGCCAAUGUGCCAGAGAGAUCAAAUGUGGGCACAUCUGUUAUUCAGGUAACAGCUUCAGAUGCUGAUGAUCCUACAUAUGGGAACAGUGCCAAAUUGGUUUACAGUAUUCUUGAAGGUCAGCCGUACUUCUCAGUGGAAGCUCAAACAGGAAUUAUCCGAACUGCCCUUCCAAACAUGGACAGAGAAGCUAAGGAAGAGUAUCAUGUUGUAAUACAGGCAAAAGAUAUGGGAGGACACAUGGGAGGCCUCUCAGGGACAACCAAAGUGACAAUUACACUUACAGAUGUCAAUGACAACCCACCAAAGUUUCCACAAAGUGUGUACCAGAUGUCUGUGUCAGAAGCAGCUGUUCCUGGAGAGGAAGUAGGGAGAGUGAAGGCCAAAGAUCCAGACAUUGGGGAAAACGGCUUAGUAGCUUACAGCAUCAUUGAUGGAGAUGGCAUGGAUAUGUUUGAAAUUACAACAGACUAUGAGACUCAGGAAGGUGUUGUAAAGCUUAAGAAGGUCUUGGAUUUUGAAACCAAAAAGUCCUACAGUCUGAAGGUAGAGGCAGCCAACGUGCAUAUUGAUCCGAAGUUCAUCAGCAAUGGGCCAUUCAAGGACACGGUAACAGUGAAGAUUACAGUGGAAGACGCUGAUGAGCCGCCUGUAUUUUUAAAACCAAGUUAUAUUUUUGAAGUACAAGAAAAUGCAGCAUCUGGUACUGUGGUUGGAAAAGUACAUGCCAAAGAUCCUGAUGCUGCAAACAGUGCUAUAAGGUAUUCAAUUGAUCGUCACACUGACCUUGAAAGAUAUUUUACUAUUAAUGCAGACGAUGGCAACAUCAAGACAAUAAAAGCUUUGGAUAGGGAAGAAAUUGCUUGGCAUAAUAUCUCUGUCUUUGCUGUUGAAGUCCACAAGCAACACCAGGAAGCCAAAGUUCCAGUUGCAAUUAAGGUUGUUGAUGUCAAUGACAAUGCUCCAAAAUUUGCAGCAGCCUAUGAACCGUAUGUCUGUGAGAAUGCUCGAACCAAUCAGCAAUUUAUUACAAUUAGUGCUGAUGACAAAGAUGAUUCAGCCAACGGACCAAGAUUUAUCUUCAGUUUACCACCUGAAAUUAUUCAUAAUCCAAACUUUACACUCAGAGACAACAGAGAUAACACUGCAAGUGUUCUUGUUAGACGUGAAGGAUUUAGUCGUCAAAAGCAAGACUUGUACCUUCUUCCUAUUGUAAUAAGUGAUGGAGGACUCCCCCCUAUGAGCAGCACCAACACCCUGACCAUCAGAGUCUGUGGCUGUGACAGCAAUGGCUCCUUGCUCUCCUGUAAUGCUGAAGCCUACAUCCUCAGUGCAGGAUUAAGCACCGGAGCUUUAAUCGCCAUUCUUGCUUGCAUUGUGAUUUUGCUUGUCAUUGUAGUGUUGUUUGUAACACUGAAGAGGCAGAAGAAAGAACCUCUGAUUGUUUUUGAAGAAGAAGAUGUCCGUGAGAACAUUAUUACUUACGAUGAUGAAGGAGGAGGAGAGGAAGAUACUGAAGCUUUUGACAUAGCUACCUUGCAGAACCCUGAUGGCAUCAAUGGAUUUAUUCCUCGUAAAGACAUAAAACCUGAGUAUCAGUAUAUGCCAAGACCGGGGCUUCGACCAGCUCCCAAUAGUGUUGAUGUUGAUGAUUUCAUCAACACAAGAAUACAGGAGGCUGAUAACGAUCCAACUGCUCCUCCCUAUGACUCUAUUCAGAUCUAUGGCUAUGAAGGAAGAGGCUCAGUGGCUGGUUCACUUAGCUCAUUAGAGUCAGCGACAACAGAUUCUGAUUUGGACUACGACUAUCUACAAAACUGGGGACCUCGAUUUAAGAAACUUGCAGACUUGUAUGGCUCCAAAGACACUUUUGAUGAUGAUUCUUAACAAUAAAGUUUAAUAUUUGGCCUUAAGAACUGUGUCCAAUGUUCUGAAGAAUCCAGAAGAAAUGUAAGCAGGUAUUUUUUUAAAAAUCAAGAAAAGUCUCAUUUAAACAUUUGACAGAAGGGAUUCCUUUGAUAAAAAAGGACAUAAAAGUGGUAAAUACUGUGAAGUACCUUUUCCUACAAAAGGCAAAUGCAGAAGUUGGCUGCCAACUUCACUAGAGGAAAAAAACCCACUUAAGAAACACAGAAUAUUUAAAUGAAGGAAAAUGCUAAAACUGAACCUACAGAGAAGGGAAAUCUUUUAUGUAUUAUGAACAUCUAAAUCUUUUAUGUCAAAGAAGCUUCCACAAAUUAGAAAAGUUAACAGUUCUGAGCUGUAAUUUCGCCUUAAACUAUGGACACUCUAUAUGGUAGUGCAUUUUUAAACUUGAAAUAUAUAAUAUUCAGCCAGCUUAAACCCAUAUGAUGUAUGUACAGUACAAUGUACAAUUAUUAUGUCUCUUGAGCAUCAAACUUGUUACAGCUGAUUCUUGUAAAUCUUUUUGCUUAUACUUUCAUCUUGAACUAAUACGUGCCAGAUAUAAAAACUCUGUCUUGUUGCAGUGGGAGGCGCCCUAUUUCUAUGUCAUUUUUAAUGUAUCUAUUUGUACAAUUUUAAAAUUCUUAUUUUAGUAUACAUACAAAUAUCAGUAUUCUGACAUGUAAGAAAUGUUACAGCAUCACACUUAUAUUUUAUGAACAUUGUACUGUUGCUUUAAUAUGUGCUUCAAUAUAAGAAGCAGACUUUGAAAUAAACUGAUUCUUUUUUUAA